Molecule: messenger RNA, 735 nt
Organism: Oikopleura dioica
Lineage: Eukaryota; Metazoa; Chordata; Appendicularia; Copelata; Oikopleuridae
Source: the annotation of a GenBank genome assembly
AUGAAACUCGGAUUACUUUUCGCAACCGCCGUAUUUGGAACAACUAUCGAUAUUGAUGAAACUGACACUGUUCGCUCGGUAGCAGAAAAAUUCGAAUCAGCAGAAAUUGAGCAGCCUUUUGAUGAAGAAGAGCUUGGAAACGGGCUUGUCAGAAGUGGAGGUGGAAUCGAAGAACGAAACUUCAAGAAGUGGAAAGUUCUUCUCAAGUUCUUCAAUCGAGAGAAUGACAGCUUCAGUUACAAACACUUAGCUAUGUACGGGUGCCAAUGCGGUGCCCUUGGUAAGGACGGAAAGUAUGACUUCUACGGGAGAGGCAAGGGACAACCUGUCGACGCUCUCGAUGAAGCUUGCAAAGAAUACUCCAACUGUCUCAAGUGUUUGAGCGAGUCACACGGGGACGAAGAUUGUAGCCCACAAUUGCGCUACAAAUUGCGACUGAACACCGAUGACGGAAGUGCCACCUGUCGAGCAAAGGAAGGAAGCUGCAAGCAGAAUCUGUGCAAGUGCGACACUCAGUUUGCGCAGAGAGUGUCUGAAGUCUACGCAAGCAGUUACGCCGCCGAGAACAAGAACUUCGACAGGAGCCAGUGCAUCCGAGGCCCAGGCGGUCAAGAGAAGCAGUGCUGCGGUAACAAAGAUACGUUCCCUCUGAACCGACCCUACCGAAUUUCGAGUCAGUGUUGCGACAGCUCCACCGCCAAAAUCUACGAGAUCGGUUCCGAUCAGUGCAUCUAA